CGUGCUUCUCCUCCUCCUCCGCAUCGCCGGGUUUUCCUCUUUCUCCCCCGUGAAAAACUGCAUUUAUCAAUCUUCCUUUUUCCUCCAGAUUCCAAACCCUAAAUUCUCUCUCUCCAACCUUCCCGUCGUUUUCCCUCAUUUUCACACUAUCAAAUCCACUCUCGUAAAAGAUCAUCCAUUGAGUUAACCAAAUCUAGAUCAAAGUUUGAUUUUUUUUUAAAUAAAAAAACGUAUUUGUUUCUUCCUCAUGUUGCAUCUGUAAUUGCAAAUCUUCAAUUCCUCCUUCAGACAAUACCCUUGUGUUCUGUUUCACAUAAUCGAUGUAAAUCGAAUUCAAAACAGAGGAAAUCUGUUAUCUUUUUCUAGAAAAUCUGUUUUUGUUCGCCCAAGGGUUCUCAAGGAUGGGGGCUGUGACGUCAUCAAUGGCGGCGAAGUUUGCGUUUUUCCCGCCAAAUCCGCCGUCGUACGGUGUUGAGGCUGAGACAGGAAAGCUGCGGCUGACGGGCGUUGAGAACGUGAAGGAGAACGUUGAAGUGUUGAAGCUGAAGACGAAGAGAGGGAAUCAGGUGGUUGCGGCGUAUAUUAAGAACCCUACAGCCUCACUCACUCUUCUAUAUUCCCACGGCAACGCCGCCGAUCUCGGACAGAUGUUUGAGCUCUUCUCUGAGCUCAGCCUCCAUCUUCGCGUCAACUUGAUUGGGUAUGAUUAUUCGGGUUAUGGGAGGUCUUCAGGAAAGCCUAGUGAGCAGAACACGUACAGCGAUAUAGAAGCAGUGUAUAGAUGCUUGGAGGAGCAAUAUGGUGUGAAGGAACAAGAUGUUAUCUUAUAUGGACAAUCCGUAGGAAGCGGUCCUACUUUAGAAUUGGCUUCUCGGUUACCAAACCUCAGAGCUGUUGUUCUUCACAGUGCAAUUGCUUCCGGUCUUAGAGUCAUGUACCCUGUGAAGCGUACUUACUGGUUUGACAUUUACAAGAAUAUCGACAAGAUAUCUUUUGUCAAAUGUCCGGUUCUGGUAAUUCACGGAACAUCAGAUGAUGUUGUUAAUUGGUCUCAUGGGAAGCAAUUAUUUGAUCUUUGUAAAGAAAAAUAUGAACCACUUUGGAUCAAAGGAGGAAACCACUGUGAUUUAGAGCUAUACCCGCAAUACAUAAAGCAUCUAAAGAAGUUUGUAUCGGCUAUUGAAAAAUCGCCUCAUCUUAGAAACGGACCUGUGCCACAAACAGAGAAGGCGAGGAGCAGUACGGAUAUUAGAGAACCUGCGAGGCCAAGCACAGAUCAAAGAGAGAAAUCAAGAACAAGCACGGAUCAAAGAGAGAUGCCGAAGCUGAGUACUGAGAACAAAGAUAGAGCGAGACCGAGCGUUGAUAAGAGAGAAAGAAAGAGAAAAAGUGUUGAUGGGUCUGAGAAACCGAGUCUUGCCACGGAACAACAAAUACAACCGGAGAAAGGGAGGAAUAGCGUCGACAGAUUUGGGGAGAUGAUAAGAUCAGUAGGUUUGUGCAACAUAGAUUGUUUCAAGCCGACAGCAACAGCUAAGUGAAGUGGCAGACGAAACAUGAACACACAGACACUCACACAUGCCUCCAAAACAUCUAAUUUUAAUUGUUUUGAACUUGGUUUGUUGUCUCUUUCCACUUACGUCCUCUUGUGUUUUGGAAUAUAACAAGUCACACAUCAAUGGUUGAUUACUGUAACUCUGCCGUCACUACUGGAUUGAAAUAGCUUGAUUUGGUUUUUAUAAACUUUAAAUAUAACAGAUUCGAAUA
Messenger RNA from Eutrema salsugineum, 1767 nucleotides. RefSeq names its product protein ABHD17B. The record is from RefSeq and is a predicted model, not a curated record. The transcript is spliced from 6 exons. Lineage: Eukaryota; Viridiplantae; Streptophyta; Magnoliopsida; Brassicales; Brassicaceae. Bases 402 to 1541 code for a protein of 379 amino acids.